This is a messenger RNA of Cercopithifilaria johnstoni, 450 nucleotides long. The record is from the annotation of a GenBank genome assembly. NCBI's taxonomy places the organism in Eukaryota, Metazoa, Nematoda, Chromadorea, Rhabditida, Onchocercidae.
AUGUUAUCAUUUAAUUUCAUUAAGGAAUUGAUUUUUCAGAUUGGUUCGGUGUUGAUUGUGGAAUCGAAUUUAAUUAUUUUCCCGAAAGAGAACAUGUUUUCAUCAUUCUAUCGAGUUUUAUGUCAGACUGGUGAUAAGAUUGUUUAUCCAUGGUUACCAUCAUUUGCUAAAGUUUUAUGGAAUCAUGAAGCAGGCCCUAAAACGAUAUUUUUUUGGGCACCAACCUUCAAGUGGUGUUUGGUGAUAGCUGGAAUUGCUGAUUUAAGAAGGCCUGCAGAGAAACUUAGCAUUUAUCAGAACACAGCGCUAUGUAUAACCGGACUAAUAUGGACUCGUUACAGUUUCGUUAUUCAACCAAUUAAUUACAACUUAGCGAGUGUUAAUUUUUUCCUCAGUUGUGUUGGCUUAUAUCAAGUAUCGAGGAGAAUUAAAUAUGAAGUUUGUUUUUAA